This is a messenger RNA of Mus musculus (house mouse), 3340 nucleotides long. RefSeq names its product tafazzin, phospholipid-lysophospholipid transacylase (gene Tafazzin). The record is from RefSeq and is a predicted model, not a curated record. Gene Ontology annotation, biological process: phospholipid metabolic process. Gene Ontology annotation, cellular component: mitochondrial inner membrane; mitochondrial outer membrane. NCBI's taxonomy places the organism in Eukaryota, Metazoa, Chordata, Mammalia, Rodentia, Muridae. The transcript is spliced from 9 exons. The coding region runs from base 436 to 1035 and encodes 199 amino acids. Gene Ontology annotation, molecular function: acyltransferase activity.
GGGAGCUGGCGGCCUCUGCUCGACGAAUCCGCCUGAAAGCAAGUCGAGGAAGCGUCCUUGCUUGUUGUCGCAAACAUGCCUACUAUCACCCGUGCCAAGAAGCAGCAGUCUAUCAUUGAACAGUUACCUGGACCUAGGGAAAAAGGCAAGGACGCUUCCUCGAGUUGCUUUCCGGCUGAUUCGUCGAGUGAGGCCGUCAAGACUUGGUUUCUAGUGCGCAUUGCUUUGUACAGCAGUCCCGUCUCGUCGCCUGAGCAGCGGCUCUUCUCUAUCCAGAGAACAGUGCUAGGGAGGUGCUGAGCUGUUCCACCAGGUGACCUUAGUCUAGUCCUCUGCCAGUCUGUUGGAGAUCCUUCUCCUGAGUGGUAGAGGACAUCGGCUGGCCUGGGGCAAGAGGAACUCUGGGCUCCGGGGGCGGGGCCGGAGCCGGAGGAGAUGCCCCUCCAUGUGAAGUGGCCAUUCCCCGCGGUGCCCCGGCUCACCUGGACUCUAGCCAGCAGCGUCGUCAUGGGCCUAGUUGGCACCUACAGCUGCUUCUGGACCAAGUACAUGAACCACCUCACCGUGCACAACAAGGAAGUGCUGUAUGAGCUCAUUGAGAACCGAGGCCCUGCCACCCCCCUUAUCACCGUCUCCAACCACCAGUCUUGCAUGGAUGACCCUCAUCUCUGGGGGAUCCUAAAACUCCGCCACAUCUGGAACCUGAAGUUGAUGCGUUGGACCCCAGCAGCUGCAGACAUCUGCUUCACCAAGGAGCUGCACUCCCAUUUCUUCAGCUUGGGCAAAUGUGUGCCUGUGUGUCGAGGAGAUGGUGUCUACCAGAAAGGGAUGGACUUCAUUUUGGAGAAGCUUAACCAUGGGGACUGGGUGCACAUCUUCCCAGAAGGGAAAGUAAACAUGAGUUCUGAGUUCCUGCGCUUCAAAUGGGGAAUUGGACGGCUGAUUGCUGAGUGUCAUCUGAAUCCCAUCAUCCUGCCACUGUGGCAUGUUGAUAAACCAGAGGAGGGCAUUGUAUCCCAUUACAGAUGGUUGUAAGCCACCAUGUAGUUGCUGGGAAUUGAACUCAGGACCUUCUGGAAGAGCAGUCAGUCCUAUUAACUGCUGAGCCAUCUCUCCAGCCCGACAGGAGAUAUUUAAAAAUAUUUACUUAGUCUCUAUGUGUGUGUGUGUGUGUGUGGGGGGGGGUGGCUCCCAGGUGCCAGAGCAUGGGUGUGGAGGUCAGAAGACAACUUGUAAGAAGAAAUCUGUUCUGUCUUCUACCACGUGAGUUCCUGUGAUUGAUCAGGUUGUGUGAGACUGAGCCACCUUCCUCAUCUAACAAACACAUCCCCCCCCAACAAACACUCUUAAAUACUCUUCUUAUAUGUUCUUCCUGUGAGGCCAAAUAAAUAGUGCAUUAGUUCCCUAGGGUGCUGUAGCAAAUUGCCACAAACUAGACAUCUUAAAACAGAAUUCUUUCUGAUAAUUUUCUAGGCUACAAGUCACAAAUCAGGGUUUUGAUGGAGCCGAGUUUGCUCUGAGGGAACUAGGAGAGAAUUGGUUCCUGCUUUUCCUCUCCUGGUGGUGUCAGAAAUCUUUGUGUAUUGGCAUGUAGCUGCAUCACUGCAGUCUUUCUUUAUAUGGCUUUCUUCCCUGUCUGCCUCUAUGUUUUCCUCUCUUGCCUAGUGUGGUGGCAUGUAGCAUUUAGAAGAGGUGGAAACAUGAGGACCAGGAAUUCCAAGUCAUUAUUGCCUGUGUAGUGAGUUUGAGGCCACCCCAGGUUAUGUGAGCCCAUCACAAAUAAACAAAAAGUAAGUAAAUAUAUUUCUCUCUUUAUAAUGACCAGUCAUCAGGUUAUGGCUCAUCCUUCCAUAUUGUGACAUUAACCAUCAGUGUGAGUUUAUUAUAAACUGAUUACAUGUUCAAACACCCUGUUUCCAAAUUAAGAUGCAUGUACAACUUUGUGGGGGGCAUGAAUUUGGGUCAAACACUAAUUAAACAAUACAUAUUUAAACAAUACACUGUAAAUACACUGUAAAAAUCAUACAUCAGUUAGAGUAGUAGUUCAGUUGUUUUACCACAAUUAAAAAAAAUGUUUAUUUCAUGUGCCUUGGUGUUUUAUCCACUUGUGUGAGGGUGUCAAAUCCUCUGGAACUGGAAUUACCAACAGUUGGGAGCUGCCAUGUGGGUGCUGGGAAUUGAACCUAGGCCCUCUGGAAGAGCAGCUGAUGCUCUUAACCCCUGAAGUAGCUCAGUUAUAUAAUUUACGAUUGGCACACAAGAGACUCUACGCUCAAUUCCCAGUACCAACAACACAAAGCAAAAAGAUAAAAAAAAUUUGUACAUACCACUGCCUAGAUUCUGUUUUAGAAACUUAGCAUAUGUGUUUUAUCAUACACCUAUCUUUGUAGCUUGACAUUAGUUCAGUUCCUCCUAAAUCAGUGUUUUUCAGUGCUGCAAUCCUUUAAUACAGUUCCUUAUAUUGUGUUGACCCCAACCAUAAAAUUAUUUAUCAUUGCUACAUUAUUUUAAUUUAAUUUUUGCUAGUUAUGACAGUUGAUAUGCAACUCCUGUGAAAGAGUCGUUUGACCCUGAAGGGGUCGUGACCCAUAGGUUGAGAAUCACUACCUUAGGUUAAUCAGCAUAUAUGUUAGGAGAGUUAAAGAUUUAGUUGUAGUAUUUCUUGAACUUAUUUGUAAAGAUAAUCAACAAGACUAAUAAAAAUGGCACAGAAAGUGAGUUCCAGGACAGCCAGGGCUACACAGAAAAACCCUGUCUCAAAAAACAAAACAAACAAAAAACAAAACAAAAAAAAAACAAACCAAAACAAAGCAAAAAUGGCACAGAAUCCGAGCAGUGGUGGCGCACACCUUUAGUCCCAGCACUUGGGAGGCAGAGGCAGGAGGAUUUCUGAGUUUGAGGCCAGCCUGGUCUACAGUGUGAGUUCCAGGACAGCCAGGGCUACACAGAGAAACCCUGUCUCGAACUCCCCCCACCCCCAGCCAAAAAGACCAGAAACAAAAACAAAAACAAAAAAAUGGCACAGAAGUGUAGGCAGGUUUGGUGGCUCACUGCUGUAAUCCUAGCACUUGAUUCAAGGUUGAGGUUUACAUAGUGAUUUUGUUCAGACCACAACCCUGUUUCAAAACAAAACCAACCAACCAAACAACAAAAUCCAGAAAAGUCUCUACAUGUGUUUGUGCUGGCAACUUCCAUUUUCUGACUCUAGCUGUCAGUUCUUCCUCUAGUGCAAAUCACAAGGAAGGAUAAUCCCUUUGGAGUCCCCCCCUAAUUUACAGUGGGAUUGCCCUUGUCUGUUGGCAAGUGAUGCUUAGUAAAAAGAAACAGUGUUUUGCUCUGA